Molecule: messenger RNA, 1941 nt
Organism: Hibiscus syriacus
Lineage: Eukaryota; Viridiplantae; Streptophyta; Magnoliopsida; Malvales; Malvaceae
Exons: 3
Coding region: 109-1722 (537 amino acids)
Source: RefSeq, a predicted model, not a curated record
UUUCGCAUCGUCUCUUACUUACCCCUCUUUCUAGAUCCCCAAAUUAACCUGAAAAUCGAUCUCGGAUUUUCUCGUCGUUCCUCAUACAAUCUGUAAAUCAAGUUGUAAAUGGGAUUCAAAAGACCUUUUCACAUUGAGGAGCUGCAGGAGCUUCCUUUCAAGCAUCCAAGACAGUUUGACAAUAGCAAAAAGCUGACUCAGUUUGCUGAUACUAUUCCCCUUAGUCAUAGUCAUCAGAAUCCUCAUAUUUCAGUUGGAAUUGAGGGUGGAUUUUGUAAAUACCAAUGGGAUGAAGAAUUUGAAACUGAUGAUCGUAACAAUGCUGGAUGUUUGGUUGAUAAGGAUUUUGAAACUAGUGCUCCCUUGUCUUUGAUCACUAGCAUGUUCAGUGAGGAAGAAACUGAUACUGGGGCAGCAGCUAUUUCACUUGGUUCUCCAGAAUAUUUUUACUUCAAUUUCCCAAGAAGAACGUUGGGCCAUUUUGGUGAUUCCUAUUCGAUGUUCUUGGACCGGUCUCCUCGAAAACAAGUUCCACUUGGGCCAAAUCAUCAAGCCAAUCUUCCUUUGUUUGGUAGGCACAUAAAGAAGGAUAAAUUAGUUCAAAAUGGUGCAUCAGACACCCAUGAUGUUGACUAUGAAGAGAUUAUGAUGGGAACAUGCAUCAUUCCAAUGCCUGCCUCAGAUUUUUCCACAAACAACAAUGGCAAAGUUGGUGCUGGCAGAACAGACUGUGGUUGCCUGGAUAGGGAUUCAUUUAGAUGUGUGCAACAACAUGUCAUGGAAGCACGGGAAACACUACGAAAAUCCCUUGGGCAUGAAAAAUUUGUGAAUCUGGGGUUUUAUGACAUGGGGGAGGAUGUUGCAUAUAAAUGGAGUGAAGAAGAUGAAGAGAUAUUUCGUGAGGUUGUUUUCACUAAUCCUGCUUCAUUGGGUAAGAAGUUUUGGAAGCACUUGUCCGUUGUUUUCCCAUCAAGAUCGAAGAGGGAGCUUGUCAGCUAUUAUUUCAACGUCUUUAUCCUUCAUAGACGAGCUGUUCAGAACCGAUCUAGUGUUCUUGAAAUUGACAGUGACGAUGAUGAGUUCCAUGGAAGUCAAUGGGCUUAUGGAGUUGCUGCUUCAGAUAAAGAUGAAGACUUUUCUGCUAUUGAGUCUCUUGGUGAUCAGGAAGGUCUGUCAAACCAUCAAGGUGAUUGUCUUGAAGAUGAUGAUGACGAUGGCAGUGACGAGGACGAUAGUGGUGACUCUGAUAGUGAUAGUGGUGAUGGAAAUUAUAGCAAUGCUGCAGACAGAGGGGAUUAUGGUGUAAAUCUUUUGUUAAAAGGGCAUGAUGCAAAAUCAUUUGAUGAGAGCAGGUUCAAUGCUGUUUUUGAACAAACAAAUAGAGUUUCGGGACAAGUAGAGGAUUUCAAUACACAGGAAGACUCAUGCAUGUCUUUUGAGUUUCAGCCGAACAUGGUCGAUUCACGUAGUCUGGUUGACACAAAGGCUGAUUUGCACGAUAGAGAAAUGAAGACCGACCUUAGCAAGUGUAUGCAGACCAAAGUAGAUGGGUCUAGUGACCUGCUGAGCCAUGUCUACUUAUUGGAUACCUGUGAUGCAAAAAUCUGGGAUGCCCGGUAUCCUACGGCUGUUACAAAAGGUAUUGAUCUCCAGCCUACAUGCAACAUUAUCGAAGAGAUUUUUGGACAAGACACUUGGGAUAACAAGACGAGAAACGAAUAAGCAUCGAACGAUGGCUAAGACUUUUGGUUUUGACUAUUUAUUUUUCUCUUAAGUUCAUUUGGCCAAUGUAUUUUUGCUUCUACAUGUUAGAAAGUGCUGUUAAUGAGAUCUUUUCUGCUUUUGUAAAUGACACAGCAGUGAAGCACUCUUUUUCUCUCAUUAGGGUCGAAAGUUGCAGCAUGCAGGUAGUUUUUUUUUUUUAAUUAUAUAAAAGCUGAA